Molecule: messenger RNA, 1509 nt
Organism: Penicillium verhagenii
Lineage: Eukaryota; Fungi; Ascomycota; Eurotiomycetes; Eurotiales; Aspergillaceae
Product: senescence-associated domain-containing protein
Exons: 2
Coding region: 1-1509 (502 amino acids)
Biological process (GO): cell division
Cellular component (GO): plasma membrane
Source: RefSeq, a predicted model, not a curated record
AUGGCUGGCAUUCACGAUCCUCGAUUACUAUACAGCAUCACGAAUAUCCGUGCCUUUCACCUCCAAGAUGGAGAGGAACAGGAGUUGACACCAUCCGGUCCGCAAACCCUCUCACUCCUUAUGGUCCCCACCUCAUCUUCACCAUCCAUGCCACCCUUCGCAACCGGUGCGGGCACCGAAACUCCCGAGGAGGAUUUUUAUCUUCACCUUUGUCUUCCUCCAGAAUUGGACCUCACCUUACCGGCUACCACUCAAAUUUAUCAUCAACUGCCCGAUAGUUACUUGAUCCCACGUUGGGAUUUGGCCCCGGGUGCCUUCAUACGAAUCCAGUUCCCGGGGAUCGGGUCCGGUCCAGACAAAGUGACCCAGGACGACAUUGACACCUUCGAAACCAUCCUUGCACAAUGUACCGCAUUUCUAGAGCGGGCUGCUGCUCCUCCCCAGAAAUCGAGUGGGAAAUCCCUCGGUCAUACUGCUGCGUACAAUCCCGCUGACUAUGCGCCUGGUGAGGGGUAUAUCUCUUCCGAAGGUGCUGGUAAUGGAACCUCGCAUGGGAGAAUUGUCCUCAUAGACGAGGAGGAUGGUAGUGUGGUCGGGGAGCUGGGCGACGCUUAUGAUGUGGUUGAAGAUCCUGAUGUGAAACCAGGAUCCAAGAGACCGGUCAACAUUGAGCUUCCUAGUGAGGGUGAAGGCAACCGAGUCAGUAUUAGCAAUGUCUCAGAAGAGUACUUGGCCAUGUCUCGACAUCCUGCGUACAAGGACUCGACCAUUGUGCAAACGUCAGCUACCGCAUCUCGUCUGAUUGUUGCGACCUCCACUUCCAUUGCCAACGCUAUCACCAGUGGUGCCGAAAGUUUUACCAAGAAAACCAAGCCCAAUCAAAAGCCCUUGACUUUCUCGGAUGCCACACAUGCGCGUAUUCGCAAGAUUGGUAGCUUAUCCAGCGGAGCCGCCGGGCUUUCCGCUCGCACCGUCGGACAAGUCGAGCGGGUGGCUCAGAAUGUCGGCGCAUCGCUGUCGCGCAAAGAAACCAACCCCAAGAGCUUUGACAAGAGUCGUCCGCCGCCAGACUACAAGCCCGGUGUGCUUAACAAGUCCAUGAUCGCCUUCUCCACGCUGGCCGAUGGAAUUCAAGAAGGUGCGCGGAGUAUCCUUCUUACCGGCACCUCAGCAACCGGUGCGAUGAUUGGUCACAAGUACGGUGCGGAAGCUGGCGACGUAGCAAACAACCUGACCGGUGGCGUGAAGAAUGUGGGCUUGGUUUACAUUGAUGCCACCGGGGUGAGUCGGCGGGCGCUCCUGAAAUCAGUUGCCAAGGGCAUGGUUGUGGGACGGAUGCGCGACGGGAAGCAGGUGAUGGUGGGUGGUGGUGAUGGCGGCGAGCUUCCUCCCGCCCGUGUUGCCGAGACUGGCUCAUCGACUAAUCCAACGCCACCGCCCGCAUAUGGCGCCUCAGGGACCACGUCGCUCAGCGGCACGCCUAUGAGUAUGUCCGGGGGUAAGCGGUAA